Molecule: messenger RNA, 960 nt
Organism: Didymodactylos carnosus
Lineage: Eukaryota; Metazoa; Rotifera; Eurotatoria; Philodinida; Philodinidae
Source: the annotation of a GenBank genome assembly
AUGGAUCCUGAUACAAAAGAAACAUAUUAUGCGCAAAUUGGUGCAUUGACUGUUCUGGGCAAGAUUGGUGAUCAUGAUUUGAAUUACCACUGUCCCCCAGCUGGCUACAAUGGUGUAGGCCCUGGUUGCAAAACUAAACCACAUACACAGCUGGCCGUGUUGCACGUCAAUGCUUUGAAUAAUAAAUUAUAUGCAAUGGAUAUUAUACUCUCUGGUGCUCCUUUCCCCGCUACACAAGGUCUGAAGAACAAUAAGCCACCAUUCGGUACAGCUCGCCAUAAGUUUACUUCUGGAAUUAAAAUCAAAAAUACUGGACAUUUUAAAAUCUGUGCAGGUAAAAAGAGCAACAAAUGUCCAAAUAAGAAUCCAAAUGCUCAUAAAUUACCUCAUCCAUUACCAAGUAAUUACGGACACGGUAUCUUUGCAGUCAAAGGUUCACACUUGGUAACAACUUCUACAUGGAUCAUGGAUGAUGCAAAUCAGCUGCUUAUUGUUAGUGCAGGUAACACUUCCUAUUAUUUCAAUGGCACCGGAUUCUUUAUGUAUGAUGCUGGUUCAAAAACAUGUACAUGGUCAGCAACUUGUGAUUAUCAAUGUGAAGUCUAUAAUUACGACUCUCGCUUCUUAGACUAUGUUGGUGAAUGGGUGAUCACAAAGAAAUGGGGCAUUGCCAGAAUGAAACCAGUGGCUGUAAAAGUAUGGAUUGGUAAUGCAAUUGAUGCUGCUGGUAUCUUCCCCAUUAUCAUGUACACCGAUAAGAAAACUGGCGACUACUUGGGUUUAGACAAACUUGAUCCAAUUCCAAGCCCUAAAAUGGGUGCCGUAUAUUGGUACACUAAACAUGGUAAAACAAAACCAAAAGUUACCAUUAAGAACUAUCAUCCCACGCUUGUGGAAGUUGGUUGCAUUGGCAAUAUGCGCGAUUGGAUUGGUGGUGUGGGUACGAAAAAGAACGCCUAA